UUGUGAAUGGAUUGUAUUAAUGUUUAUUGCACGUGCUGCUUUGAGCUUUGUUAAUUCAGUCUCUUAUCAGCCUACACAGAGGACGGAAUAGAAAAAAAGUCAGUUUAAUUAAAAACCUAAAAAAAGUAUGCCGGUUCAAGCUAAAAUAGGCCCCUCAAUUCUAAACGCUGAUCUUUCCGAUUUGGCCGCCCAGUCACAACGCCUACUGGAUAAUGGAGCAGAUUAUUUGCACUUGGAUGUUAUGGAUGGCCACUUUGUUCCCAAUCUUACAUUUGGCCAUUCCGUGGUCAAAUGUUUGCGCAACAAAAUAAAAGAUGCCUUCUUUGAGACACACAUGAUGGUGUCCAAACCCCAACAAUGGAUUGAGCCCAUGGCAGAUGCCGGUGUUAAUCUCUAUACAUUCCACAUCGAGCCCGUACAAGAUGACAUAGAGACAAUAUGCCGUAAAAUUCAGGAGAGUGGCAUGAAAGUGGGUUUGGCCAUUAAACCUGGCACUGGAGUGGAAGCCAUGCAAAAAUAUUUGGACUUAGCUGAUGUGGCUCUAGUAAUGACGGUUGAACCUGGAUUUGGUGGGCAAUCGUUUAUGGCCGAUAUGAUGCCGAAGGUGGAGUGGUUGAGGAAAAACUAUCCCAACUUGGAUAUUGAAGUGGAUGGAGGUGUGGGCCCCAAGACCAUAGAGUGUUGUGCUAAGGCUGGUGCAAAUAUGAUUGUUUCUGGCACUGCUGUCAUACAAGCACCCGAUCAAAAAGAAGUUAUAGCCCUUCUCAAAUCUACCGUUCAAAGCUACAACAAAUAAUUUACCUGUGAAAUAUACAUGUUUUGAUACACUUCAUAUAAAAUUGAGAGAAACUCUCUAAGCAAUUUUCCUAAGAAUUUCUGAUGUUCCAAACAAAUUUUAUAUUUUUUAUAUUCAAAUAUUUUGUUUAAAGUUAUACAACUAUAGAAAGUUUUUAAAUUCCAGAAAUAAAGACUAUAUUUGUUAAAAGUA
Messenger RNA from Stomoxys calcitrans (stable fly), 988 nucleotides. RefSeq names its product ribulose-phosphate 3-epimerase (gene Rpe). Gene Ontology annotation, molecular function: D-ribulose-phosphate 3-epimerase activity; metal ion binding. Bases 128 to 796 code for a protein of 222 amino acids. The transcript has 3 exons. The record is from RefSeq and is a predicted model, not a curated record. Gene Ontology annotation, biological process: carbohydrate metabolic process; pentose-phosphate shunt, non-oxidative branch; pentose-phosphate shunt. Lineage: Eukaryota; Metazoa; Arthropoda; Insecta; Diptera; Muscidae. Gene Ontology annotation, cellular component: cytosol.